AUGGUUAAAAUUGAAGAGUUAAAUCGGAAGAGAAGUUCGGCGAAGAAAAAGUUCGACGACGAGGUAAAAAGCUUCGAAUUUGUGCUAGAAGCUCGCCCGGAAAUACAUAGUCUUGAAGAGGCUUUUGGCGAAGUCAAGGUAAAAUAUAAAGCUGUAAGAGUAAUACAUGAUGGAAUUACUGACUUAAUGGUCGAAGCUGACAUUGAGGAAGCCGAUUUUACAAACCAUGAUAUUUUUAUUACGGAAAUCAUUGCAAAAUAUGGCGAUUUACUCUCAAAGUUAGAACAAUAUCGACGAAAAUGUGAAGUAGAUCAAACAUCAAAGGGACUACCGACCGAAAUGGAACCCAAACAACAGAGGUCUAAUCUGGAGAGAAUCAAGGUACCACAAUUUUCUGGAAACAUUAAAAAUUAUCGAACAUGGAAAAGAAUUUUCGAGGACACUAUGAAGAGAAAUCAUGAAAAUGAAGGAAGUCAACUUGCAAGAUUGAUCGAAGCUAUCCAACCCCCCCUGAGAUAUGAAAUUGAAUGUUUUACUACAACUAAAGCGAUAUGGGAAUUUCUCGACAAGUUAUUUGGAGACGACAAAGAGUUGAUUAAAAUUUUGAUGAAUGAUAUCAAAACAAUGAAACCCUUGAAGGUCAAAGAUGCAAAGUCGAUUCGGAAUUUGGUCGCAACAGUUCGUGGGUUUAUUCUCAGAAUGGAGGAUGUUGGAGCAUCUGACGAAGCCAAAAGUAGAUAUGUGUUUGCUGAUAUUCUGACGGUAGAAGAUCAAAGAGCUUAUGCACGGAGUAUGAUUGAUACAAAGAAAAUUGAAAGCCUGCACACCUUGUUGGAAUACCUAGAAGAAGAGGCAAAAAUAAUGGCAAGUAGUCAAUCGGAUCAACGCUCUUCAAAAAUUGGGAUUUAUCCAGUUAAUGUGGACGGUGGUUACAAUGGUGGUUACAAUUGUGGUUUGGGUUGUUCCCAACAACAUGGUUUAGGUUAUUGUCCAGCAUUUAAGAAGAUGAAAGUGAAGGAAAAGUGGGAAGUGGUGAUUCAGUCCAAGAGAUGUAAAAAAUGUCUGCGAACUGGACACCGACACCAACAGUGUUCGCGAAAGGCAUGUGAUAUCAACAGUUGUGGAAGACCACAUCAUUACCUAUUGCAUAAAGAUCCAAAACAAGUGGACAAUGGCAAUCUGAACCCUGAUGCACAACCAUUCAAACCAGAUCAAGAAGGAGCUACAGGCACGGGAAAGUCCAAUCAGGUUGGUGCUAUUUCAGCUGGUAAUGCAGGAACUGCAAAUGUACCAACUCAAAAAGUCAAGGUGCACAGUGCCAAUGGGAACUCUAUUGAGGGACUUGCCAUGGUUGAUAGUGGUUCUAAUAAGAGUCUCAUUCGGAAAGAGUUUGCGGACAAGCUCGGUUUGGUCGGAGAAACAAAAAAGAUGAAGAUGUAUGUUGCAGGCGGUGGAAUUAGAGUUGAAGAUUCUGCUGAGUUUGAUUUAAAGAUAUCGCCCUGUUAUGAUGAAGAUAUUGUAUUCAAUGUGAGAGCUUAUUCAGUCAAGAAACCGUGCCAAGCAGCUAAAACUGUUUCAAAGAAAGCGGUAGUCAGAUUUCCUCACCUUGUUCGAAUUGUAGAAGAUCUACAUUUGAAUGGCGGUCCAGUGGACAUUCUAUUGGGAACAGAUCUACCGGAAGCCCAUCGUGAUUUUAAAGUUCUGGCGGGUAACCCUGGUGAACCGAUUGCAAAGAAGAACAUCUUUGGCUGGUCGGUCCUUGGUAAUCUUGAAGAGAAUAGUACGCCUGGAAUUUUUGCUGUCGAAACCAUUGACGACAUAACAAAGGACCAGGACAUAAAGAAAUUGACUUUCCAAGAUCAAUUAGGAAUCAAACCAACUGGUCACUGUACAUGCUCUGAGAAGGAAAUGCGAGAAUGUGCAUUCAUUCGACAUGUUCGGGAGUCUACUAGAGUUUUGGAUGAUGGAAGAAUUGAAGUAAGAAUGCCUUGGAAACCAGGACAUCCCAAUCUACCUAACAACCGGUCUAUCGCCUUCGAACGAAUGGUGUCGAAAGAAAGGCAGCUGGUAAAGAAAGGAAAGUUGGAGGCGUUUACAAGGAAGUAA
Molecule: messenger RNA, 2106 nt
Organism: Paramuricea clavata
Lineage: Eukaryota; Metazoa; Cnidaria; Anthozoa; Malacalcyonacea; Plexauridae
Source: the annotation of a GenBank genome assembly